This is a messenger RNA of Diabrotica virgifera virgifera (western corn rootworm), 1290 nucleotides long. It is a transcript of the gene Ran, whose product is annotated as GTP-binding nuclear protein Ran. The coding region runs from base 354 to 1001 and encodes 215 amino acids. NCBI's taxonomy places the organism in Eukaryota, Metazoa, Arthropoda, Insecta, Coleoptera, Chrysomelidae. The record is from RefSeq and is a predicted model, not a curated record. Gene Ontology annotation, biological process: ribosomal subunit export from nucleus; protein import into nucleus. Gene Ontology annotation, cellular component: cytoplasm; nucleus. The transcript is spliced from 3 exons. Gene Ontology annotation, molecular function: GTP binding; GTPase activity.
UCUCAAUACCAAAAUCCUAUGUAACGUUCUAGGAGCGCCAUUUAGUAUUGAAAUUAAAAAGUUCUGAAACGUGCUUUGCAAUUUCAUUUCUGAAUGUUGUGUUUUCGUAACUUAAUAAAGAUUUUCAAUAUUAAUUUGAGCUUGGGGUGAAAUUUGAAGUAUUUUCCAAAACAAUGCUACUGUACUGUACAAGUGACAGGUUAUAUUAUUUAAAACACAAUAACAAAUUUUAACCCUUCAAUAUUUAUAAUUAGUUUGAUUUUGAUUUGUAAUUGUUUAAAUUAUAAGAUAUGUAGUUUUUCUUUUCCAUAUUCGUUACAGAUAUGUAAUCGAAAAUUUAAAUUCAAAAAAUCAUGGCUGGCGAACAAGAUAUGCCCACCUUCAAAUGCGUCUUGGUCGGAGAUGGAGGUACUGGCAAAACUACCUUUGUAAAAAGACACAUGACUGGUGAAUUCGAAAAGAAAUAUGUAGCAACCUUAGGAGUAGAAGUUCACCCUUUAGUUUUCCACACAAAUAGAGGACAAAUUCGUUUUAACGUAUGGGACACAGCAGGCCAAGAAAAGUUUGGUGGUCUGCGUGAUGGAUACUACAUCCAAGGACAAUGUGCCAUAAUUAUGUUUGAUGUUACAUCUAGAGUCACUUACAAAAAUGUUCCAAACUGGCACAGAGAUCUUGUUAGAGUUUGUGAAAAUAUCCCAAUUGUAUUGUGUGGUAACAAAGUUGACAUCAAAGAUAGGAAAGUUAAGGCAAAGAGCAUUGUCUUCCAUAGGAAGAAGAAUUUACAAUACUAUGACAUCUCUGCAAAAUCCAACUACAACUUUGAAAAACCCUUCUUGUGGUUGGCUAGGAAACUCAUUGGAGAUCCCAACUUAGAAUUCGUAGCUGCACCUGCCUUGCUUCCUCCAGAAGUCCAGAUGGAUCCCCAAUGGCAGCAACAAAUCGAAAAGGAUCUUAAAGAAGCCUCAGAAACUGCACUGCCCGAUGAUGACGAAGAUUUAUAAACUCAUUAACCAAUUACUAAAACUCUGUCAUCGUUCCAAAGCGCGUGUGUAACAAUUGAUAUCUUACAAGACUUAAGUUAAAUUACAUUUUAUGUAUUUCUGAAGCAGAACUGUUGAUAUUUUUAUAUAAAUGUUUUCUAAAUUUGUUGAAAGGUUUGUCUGGAGUCUGGACGUAUGUUCUUCAAUAUAUUAGUGGUAUGGUUGUUAGAGUGUUAGAGUCAGCAAGCUACCGUAACAGUUCUUGUCACAUAGGAGUGUAGUCUUAAUUUCAAUAAAUAUUUUUUCCGUA